AUGCUUGAGCUCAGAAUACCCGUGGAGAGAAAGGCCGAUCCGCAUCCAAACCCGCGACCUCCCAGAUCGAAAUGCUCGCCGCCGGGCAUUGGCAUGGAAACCCUUCCCAAUGAAAUACUCCAUCUCAUCGUCACCAGUCUCGAUGCUCCAUCCGCCGUCUGCCUAGCACUGACAUCCUGUCGACUCUACAACUGCGUUCUCACUGUCACUAAGUCGGACAGGCUUGACGACAUCUGCCCCAAGAACUAUUACAAGCAAUCACCGCGAACGGUCCAGAUCUACUAUUUCGAUUCCGAGGCUCCUCAUUACCGCGACCCUUUCAAGCUUCUCGACUAUGCUAAAGGCUUUGGAAUUUCGUCGGCCACCUUCGACCCGGCGUAUACACAGCUCAUGCUCAAUCUCCGAGGCUGGAUGGCUCCACGCUACGUCUUGUGCUUCGCCAGUGCAAAGACCAGAUAUGUGCCGAGAAAGGGUGAUCAUGUGUGCAGCGCGUGUCAAAGUGAGAGACGGUACCUGGCCGCACACGAGCUGCAUCAGUACACUGGCAAGCUGAUUAGGGGUUGGCGGCCGCGAUCCAGAUGGGAGAGUGUCUUUGCAAUGUCGGACGGUAAUAGCCUCUGGACUCCUUCAAACAGUCCUUCCGUUCCGCGGCACCACCACUUCCUCCUCCUCAUGCUCCGGGCUUCACACGACAAUCCUUCCAACACCAUGGCGCUUCUCGACCUGCCAACCGAGGUGCUCUCCGAGGUUGUCGCCCACCUCGACCGCCCCUCCACCGCCCUCUUUGCUCUCACCAACACCAGAGCCUACAGUUGCGUCACCUUUGCACAUUCCACCAACCCCGUCAACCACUUCAUCCCCACCCUCUCACCAGCUCGCCUCGCCACCUUCGCGCCCAGCACCGCGGCCACUUAA
Molecule: messenger RNA, 915 nt
Organism: Cyphellophora europaea CBS 101466
Lineage: Eukaryota; Fungi; Ascomycota; Eurotiomycetes; Chaetothyriales; Cyphellophoraceae
Exons: 3
Coding region: 1-915 (304 amino acids)
Molecular function (GO): protein binding
Source: RefSeq, a predicted model, not a curated record